AAUAGGGGACCUUUAAUGGUAAAUAUAAAAUAUGUGAGGUUUUGGGUUAAAUUAUAAGAUCAUCAGUCAUAUUCACAGAUACAGAUAUAUUAAUGUUCAUUAUUAUUUAUCUUAUAUUUAAAUAUAAGGUGUAGGUUAAUGUACUUCCGGCAGAGGCGGCAGUGUUUAGUCCAACAGUAAAACCACAGAAGAAGCAGCAGCGCAUGCGCAGUGUGUUUCCAAGAGAAUAUGUCUAUCGACUUGGAGCUGAAGAAGGCCUUCUCGGAGCUGCAGGUGAAGAUGCUCGACACGCAGCAGAAGGCGAAGUUGUCCGACCUGCAGAUCGAGCAGCUGAUGCGCGUCCAGAAACUCGCUAAGCUAACCAAUGCUGAGAUCUCCACGCUGUCCGACAACACGCGACUCUAUGAGGGAGUGGGACGCAUGUUCAUUCUUCAAUCGAAGGAGGACAUCAACAAUCAGCUGAUGGACAAACAGAAAACAGCUGACGAGAAAAUUAAAGAGCUGGAGCAAAGGAAGGUGUACCUUGAACGCAGCGUGAAAGAAGCUGAAGACAACAUCCGAGAAAUGCUGCUGUCAAGGAGAAACACUGCUCAAUAGCGCACACACACACACACACACACACACACACACACACACACACACACACACACACACACACACCUACCUACCUACCUACCUACCUGUGGAUCAGUCUGAUGGAUGUUGGUAAUAAAGUGUUUAAUCUUCA
Molecule: messenger RNA, 727 nt
Organism: Eleginops maclovinus (Patagonian blennie)
Lineage: Eukaryota; Metazoa; Chordata; Actinopteri; Perciformes; Eleginopidae
Gene: pfdn1
Product: prefoldin subunit 1
Exons: 4
Coding region: 229-597 (122 amino acids)
Biological process (GO): protein folding
Cellular component (GO): prefoldin complex; cytoplasm
Molecular function (GO): protein folding chaperone
Source: RefSeq, a predicted model, not a curated record